Brassica napus (rape) is the source of this 1452-nucleotide messenger RNA. RefSeq lists its product as uncharacterized. The coding region runs from base 1 to 1452 and encodes 483 amino acids. The record is from RefSeq and is a predicted model, not a curated record. NCBI's taxonomy places the organism in Eukaryota, Viridiplantae, Streptophyta, Magnoliopsida, Brassicales, Brassicaceae. The transcript has 2 exons.
AUGGGAAUGGGAAUGCUUGUCAAGACAGCCUUAGGAGGAAGAGGUCUUUGGGCUCAUGUAGCUGAAAGCAAGCCCUCAAAACAAACUAGCCUAGGAAAGGAUGGUAGAGAAGUGGUGGUGGCUGAUGAUGGCAAAUGGGAUCAGGAGGAUCUCAUGGUGUUGUCUAUCAUUCAAGACAGCCUUGAGACACCAAUCUUGGAAGCUUACUCCUAUUGUGAAACUUCCAAAGAGCUGUGGGAAACUCUACAGAAGGUUUAUGGUAACAUCUCCAACCUUAGUAGAGUAUUUGAAGUGAAGAAAGCAAUCAGCACUCUCCACCAAGAAGACUCGGAUUUUACCCAACAUUUUGGGAAAUUUAGAGCCUUAUGGGCUGAGUUAGAGAUGUUGAGACCAGCUACUGUUGAAGCAAGUGUCUUAAAUGACAGAAGAGAGCAAGACAAGGUCUUUGCCUUACUCCUCACACUGCAUCCAAGCUACAAUGAUCUGAUUAAGCACAUACUUAGGGCUGAGAAGUUACCUACUCUUGAGGAGGUGUGUGCUCAGAUUCAAAAGGAGCAAGGAUCAGUGAGUUUCUUUGGAGGAAAGAGCGAGCUUGUCCUUGGAAACCAAGCUGAAGGUAUUGCAAACAAAGGAUCUUACAAUGCUGAAGACAAGAAGAUAUGGAUAUGUGACCAUUGCAAGAAGAAGGGCCAUGGAAAGGACAAGUACUGGAUCCUUCACCCUCAUCUCAAGCCACAGAAGUUUAGGACACCUCAACCUGAUGCAAGAGCCCACUUCUCUAGUGGAAUGGGAGAGCCAUCUGGUUCAGGGUCCACGCAUUCCUUUAACCAUCCAAAUGCGGCUAGUGAAGGGAAGGUCUCAGCCUCCAGGAACUACAAUACAUUGAUCUCUGCUUAUGAUGACACCAUCAAGAGGUCUGACCUUGAUGCUCUCAUCAAAGCCCUCAAGGAAAACUCUGGUAACACCCUUGGUACCUCUUUAAAUGCUUGUGUUGAUGGUAUCUCUCUAAAUGCUUCAGAUUGCUCAAAAUUGUCUAAACCUCUUGUGAUAGAUUCUGGUGCUAGUCACCAUAUGAUUAGUGAUCUAGGACUGAUUAGUAACAUUGUCCCAGCAUUUGGUAAUAUAAUGGUAGGAAAUGGUGACAAAGUUCCCAUUAAGGGAGUAGGUGAUCUUAAGUUAUUUAGCAAGGAUUCUAAAGCCUUUUAUAUGCCUAACUUCACCUCAAACUUGCUAUUUGUUAAAAGAGCCACAAAUGACUUGAAUUGCAAUGUCACUUUCACUCCUAAUGAGGUUUAUUUUCAGGAUAUUGAGACUAGUAGGUUGCUUGGCAAAGGUGUGACAAAGGGCGACUUAUACUUGCUUAAAGACACCAAGCUGGCUACUGAUUUAUCUAUUGCUUUAAACUCUGUUACUAAUUUCCCUAAAGAUGUAUUGUGGCAUGCUAGAUUAUGA